GGUUCGAAGGUGGAGGAAGCAUGCGAGCUGUACGUAAAGGCGGCAAACCUGCUUAAGAUGGCUAAAAAGUGGACGGAGGCCGGCGAUGCGUUCGUCAGAUCCGCAGAGCUGAACUUCCGCAAGGGCGACAGCAAACACGAAGCGGCAGUCAACUACGUCGAUGCCAGCACGUGCUUCAGAAAAACAAACCCUCCCAAGGCGGUCGAUUGCUUGAUGAAAGCAGCUGACAUCUACACCGAUAUGGGUCGAUUCACGAUGGCGGCUAAGCAUCACCUUUCCAUAGCUGAAUUAUAUGAGUCGGAAUGUGUGGACGUUGAAAAAUGCGUCCAGCACUACGAGAAAGCCGCCGACUACUACAAGGGCGAGGACUCAGCCAACAAAUGCCUGCUGAAGGUGGCGCAGUACGCGGCUCAGAUGGAGCAGUACAAGAAGGCAAUAGAAAUCUAUGAGGAAGUUGGUACGUCGUCGGCGGACAACACCUUGCUGAAGUACAGUGCAAAGGACUACUUCUUUAAGGCGGCUCUGUGCCAUUUGUGUUUAGACUUGCUUGACGCCCAGGUAGGAUUCUCUUUUGAUCAUGAUUGAUA
Messenger RNA from Soboliphyme baturini, 587 nucleotides. The record is from the annotation of a GenBank genome assembly. NCBI's taxonomy places the organism in Eukaryota, Metazoa, Nematoda, Enoplea, Dioctophymatida, Soboliphymatidae.